Messenger RNA from Fopius arisanus, 2723 nucleotides. It is a transcript of the gene lolal, whose product is annotated as lola like. The coding region runs from base 368 to 751 and encodes 127 amino acids. Lineage: Eukaryota; Metazoa; Arthropoda; Insecta; Hymenoptera; Braconidae. Gene Ontology annotation, cellular component: nucleus. Gene Ontology annotation, biological process: regulation of transcription by RNA polymerase II. The record is from RefSeq and is a predicted model, not a curated record. The transcript has 4 exons. Gene Ontology annotation, molecular function: protein binding.
UGAUAUAGCAUCGGUUCUUUCAAGAAUUCAAGAUACUCUCCGCAUCUAGUAACCCUGAUUGUAACUGAAAAACAUCGAAUCCGUCCCCUAAAUUCUUCUUACCGUGGAAUUAGACGAAAAUUGGAUUGGAUUGGAAAAGAGAGGAAAAUUCAUCGCAGCUCGAUAAAAAGUUUUCACACGUGUAUAGUAUGCAUAUCUCGAUAUACAUAAAUUCAGCACUGGACAUAUCCACAUAUUGUUACUGAUUAGAACACAAGGGGUGCAAGGAACUCAUAAAUCCAAAGACGAAACAGCCUUGAAUUUCCCUCUUAAUCGAAGCAUUGAGACAGCAUCAAAGUAAGAAGAAAGAUACAAAUAAAGUAUUAAAAUGGCGGGAGAACAGCAGCAAUUUUUUCUCAAGUGGAAUGACUUCCAAUCUAAUAUGGUAUCAUCAUUCAAACAUCUCAGAGACGAGAAGAGUUUUACUGACGUGACACUUGCUUGUGAUGGACAAACGUGCAAAGCCCACAAAAUGGUACUUUCUGCUUGUAGUCCUUACUUCAAAUCUCUUCUUGAGGAAAAUCCGUCCAAACAUCCAAUAAUUAUUCUUAAGGACGUAGCGUAUAGUCAUCUUCAAGCAAUUCUCGAAUUUAUGUAUGCUGGUGAAGUGAAUGUCUCGCAAGAUCAAUUACCAGCCUUUUUGAAGACGGCAGAUAGGCUCAAAGUCAAAGGCCUCGCCGAGGCACCUGGUGCCAUCAAAAGAGAAGGCUAAACACUACUUAUUUAGCUAUGGUGUUAUCAGACGUAUGCAGACUGAACGGGAGUAAUGAAUGUAUUAACAAGUGAAAUGAUUUGAAUGGAAAUGGAAGGAAAUCGCAGUACUAUCGUGCUACACUCACACAUCUAGUAUAUACAUAGUACAUAAUGUAAGUGACAAACCUCGCCUUCUGGUUCAUGACUUGGAUCAAUGAAUCGAUGAAUUGAUUCAUUCUCGUGUAUUCCCUAUCCUUUCCAUCUUUUCUCGCCCUUCUAUUAUUUCAAAUCUAUCGAUUAUUGUUGUAAGAUGUGUGGACAAAUGUAUAUUGAUCGAUAAUUGUGUGUUGAUGUCAGUUUUGAAUCUUGGGGGAUACUCACCAACUAUGAACAUCAAUUAUAUUUUUUAUCAGGAGAAUUAGUAUUGCGCGUUAAGGUAGGAAGCAAAUAAGAACGAUAUGAGGUGAAGGUCGUCAUAAUUUUCUGUACACUUUGGUCGGGGCAUUUAAUCGAUGAAUAAUCAUGCUAUUAUAUUUAUAUUUUUCAAUUUUGGUUUCAAACAUCUAGAAAUUCAGUAGUCAUUAUUUUUACCUUCAUUGGUUGACUGGAAAAUUUUAAAACUGUAGCAGCACUUGUGUGGUGAAAUGGCGAAAGGAAAUAAGUCUGAAACCGCAUUGUGUUACUCUUUAUUUCUUUAUAAGUUCCAAGGAAAAUAUCCGGGCAUUGUAGUAGUACGCAGUUUUACGUGUUGUGGAAAAUGUUUACUAAUUUUUCUCUUUUCGGUCCCAUUAAUCGUUAAGAUCUUUAAUACGGUUUAAGCGUAGCUAUGCAAGAAAAAUUACGGACUUUCCAAGAAAAACUAUAAACCACUCCGAAAAAAGUCAACAACUGCCCUGAACGUUUGCAUAGAUGCCGUAAUGGUUAUUGUGGCAACGCAGAUCGUUUACGAUAGACCCACGUUUUUAUUGAUGAACCAAAACAUAUGAUACUCAAUUAAAGAUGAAGAACAGUUUAUCCAACUGCCGCUGAAAUAGGUCACUAUUUUGUUUGAGUGAACAGCGUGAUGAUGAUAAAGGAAAUAUGAAUAUUACUUUGAUUCAUUGAUGCGCACACUAUAAGGCUUUCUUUCUUAAAAAUUUCCACGGUAUAGGCAACAGACAGAAAAAAUAAACUUUUCAACAGCAAAUAUUUUGCGCAUAUUUUUUGAAUGCCUCAAGAAACUCUUAGCUUAUUCUCAUGAUGAUAGAAAGUAUGUAUCAUACAAUGCAAUCUAAUUUUUCCCAAUCGUAAUUUUUCAAGUACUCGAAGACCUAACUAUUUCAGCAGCAGUCGGGUAAUAUAAAGUACAUUUUUAGUUGAGAAUCAUAAAUUUUGGUAGACUCACAGAAGCUUUAUGAUAUCGCAAAAUGUUCCCGACUUUUUAAUAUAAAUAUAUGGAAACCGGUGAGUGUAAAAACUUUCCUUAUUAGUGGCAGUUCCAAUAUUGUGCGUCAUGACAAUAUUUUAUGAGCAGAUUAGAGUUUGUGUGAGUAUGGACAUAAAACAAUUUCAAAAGGUCAGGUUGAUUGAAGAAAUAAAAAUAUAUGUAAACAGAGAAUACAGUAGCUACGCUCAAAUCCCGUGACAUUCAAAGUGAAUUAUUAGGAAAGGUCUGCAAUUGACCAUUACCUGAAUAGCUUCUGCCAGGGUAUAAUAUAUUAUUCACAAAAUGAUCUAUGGUACGAGUUUGAAUAUAGUUAUAUGUAUACAGAGUAAUGAGUGAUAAAUCAAUUACUAUGCAGUUCAGGCAGUGAAAUAGUUUUAUAUAGAAGCCAUGGACAUUAAAUUAUUAUGGGAGCAAGGCCAAGUGCAUAGAUUUUUUAUAUAUUCCCUUUACCAUUUCACCGCAGUGCAUUAUACUUAUUAGGUGAGACAUUUUACAAAACCGGCAACAAUUUAUGGCUUUACAAAUGUCCGCAGAAACCAAUUUAUUGCCCUCUAUAUCUUUGAAU